UGUUGUUUACACCAACUGUGCCUCGCAUCUGCCUAUCAUCUGAGAACUGCGCCUGUGCUCAAGACUGCAGGUCAGUCCGUCCUCGACCAGGUAACAGACAUGGGGCUCUGCUCUCUAACACAUCAGAUCGAUGCUUUAAACAUCCUAAAUGAACUGCGAGAUCACGGGACGGGCAGUAAUAGAGAGGGAGAGGGCCGGUGUCCGGGUGCUUUGGCGGCCGGUAAAGUGGCCGCUCGCCCGGGCGAUGUGAUGAAGGAGCCCCGCAGGCUGAAGACGAUCGCGGAGAGAGCACGGGAAAACUGCCUUUCGCGACUGCUCGAGAUACUGACACAGCUCAUAUCCAUCGAAGAAGACUUCAUUAAAGACGGCUCUUACGGGAAGAGUUUGCUCAAGCGUAAGGACAGUGUUGAUCUGAAGAACAUAUGCUUGAGAAUGGCUGUUGCGGAAGGUGGUUCUCGCUCGGACAGAGACUUGAGGGAACUUCGAGACUGUCUUCGACUUAUCGUCAUUAGCCUGCUUGCACAUGUGAGAGAUGAAAACAACCUGUCAUCUACCGUGUCCACUCACAGACUAAGAGAGCUUUCAAACUCCUUCCCUGAAAUCUGAAAAUCUGCAGAUUUCACUGUGUGAUUUCUAAGGAACUACCUCAGAAAAAUAAGGAGACAUUUACUUUUCUUAAGAAACAAACAAGCCAUGAACUAUCUGUGAAUCAUCAGUGAAUGUAACAUUAGCAUGAUGUUUCAGAUUACAAAUGAAGGCGUGGAACCUCACAAAAAAAGUGUUUUGCAGAGCAAUCAUGUAUAUGCUCAGCUUUAAGCUGUAUUGUUUAUCGUAUGCAUUAGUCAGUACUCAUGCAUGCAUAAGAAUGGCAGAACAACAUUCUCUUCGCACAUACC
This is a messenger RNA of Danio rerio (zebrafish), 896 nucleotides long. It is a transcript of the gene dleu7, whose product is annotated as deleted in lymphocytic leukemia 7. The record is from RefSeq and is marked provisional. NCBI's taxonomy places the organism in Eukaryota, Metazoa, Chordata, Actinopteri, Cypriniformes, Danionidae.